This is a messenger RNA of Scylla paramamosain (green mud crab), 3171 nucleotides long. RefSeq names its product arginine/serine-rich protein PNISR-like. The record is from RefSeq and is a predicted model, not a curated record. Lineage: Eukaryota; Metazoa; Arthropoda; Malacostraca; Decapoda; Portunidae. Gene Ontology annotation, molecular function: RNA binding. Gene Ontology annotation, cellular component: presynaptic active zone; nuclear speck. The transcript is spliced from 12 exons. Bases 221 to 2806 code for a protein of 861 amino acids.
GGAUCGCACAGCUUGUGGCGUCUAUACUGAGCUAUACCGCAAGAGUCUGUGGGAGGGCGCCGCGCCAUUGCCUCCUGCCGCUCUUCGGGAAGUGACUGGCGGCAAGGCUCGUGGCGACUGGCGGCGUCUACGUCUGUGUGUUGGUGCGUGGCACCUGGAGGGUCGCGGCCUAAGGGAAGACCCACAGCCUUGUGCACACCGCCAUAAUCACAAGGGAAGGAUGUGGUCUGGGGCUCCACAGUGGGCAUCAUGGGCCCUGCAGCCCCAGCACUAUCAGAAUAUGAAGCCAGAGGAAGCCUCAGCAGUGGACUGGGCUGCCCUGGCUAAACAGUGGAUCCAAAUGAAAGAAACUGUGGCUCCGGUGACACCCCAUGAUUCCCUUCAACAACAACAGCAGCAGCAGCAGCUUCAGCAACCCCCUCCAGCAGCAAUCACUGCUCCACCUCCUGUCUCCAACACAAGUCAUGUCCCAGCAGCAGCUGCAGCAGCAGCUGCAGCAGCAGCAGCGGCAGCAGCAGCAGCUGUAGUAGCAUCAACAGGAGGUGGAGGAGGUGGGGGAGGAGGAGGAGGAGAGGAAGUAGUGAUGGGUGGUGGGGAGAUGGACAUGGAGAUAGAGGAUGACAAAGGUCCAACAAAUAGUGGUGACCAACAGAAUGGUGAGGUGUGGAGUGGAUGGGGAGGAGAGUGGCCACAAGCCCAGGCUGGAAUGGGCUGGGGCUGGGGUUGGCCUGUUGACUCUUACUCUCAGGGUGGAGCACCAUCUGCUCCAGACAUUACCCCACACCAGUACAGCAGCAACAAUGGAGAGUAUGGCUGGCCUGUUGUUGGUGGAGGAGGUGGCAACAGUGGUGGUCCAACAGAUUAUGCCAUGGGGGACCCUAGAGAACGCCAGCCAAGGGAGUUUCCAGCUGGUGGCCUGGAGCAAGAGCGCCCUGGCCUGGCCAAGGAGGCAGACUUCCAGCUAGAUGCAGCACAGAGGAAGAAGCUGCCUGCCUGGAUACGAGAAGGUCUGGAGAAGAUGGAGAGGGAGAAGCUGCGAAAGUUGGAAAAAGAGCGCCAGAUGUCAGAGAAGGAGGAGAUGCUAAAGAGGAAAAGGGAAGAAGAAGCUCGGGCAAGACGCAUCCUGGAAGAAGACUUGGCUAAUGAUGGCAAACCUCGUGUCCCUAGGAAGAGCAAAUUUGACAGUGACAGUGAAACCUCUGACCGAAGCCGUUCAGGAAGUCCUGAGACAACCACUCCUGGACUGGGGCUGGCCAGGAAGAGGCGGUCCAGGUUUGAGCCUCGUGGGACAGGGGAAGCACAGGAUCAUGCAAAGGACAAGGAAGGAGUGGGAGAGGAAGAAGAGGAGGAGGACGAAGAAAGGGACAAGGAAGACACAGAUGUGAAACAGGCAAGGAGAACUGCAUCACCUGAGCCCAUCAAGACUGAAGAAGAGAGGAUGCAGGAAAUGAUGGUGAAACUGCGGAGAUGGAUGACAGAAAUCCUGUUGGAUGUUACAACGGAGAUGAUGGAGGAAGUGGCAACAGAGGUGGUGAAUCGUGCCCGCAUGAAAGCUCCGGCAGUUCAGGUCAAGAAGAGCUCGGCCCUUGCCUCUUUGUCGGGCAGCAUUGGGCUUGGUAUGUACAGUGAUAGUGAGAGUGAGGGCGAGGCGUCUGGUGGUGGACGGGGAGAGACGGACAGUGAUGAGGAGCUGCGUCAGACCAUCAGGCGCAAGAGGAGGGACUUUCAGGUCAUGGAGCGAGACAUCCUUCAGCGCCUGCAGGCUGAAGAAAUGGCUGAGCGUGCAAAGAAGUUGCAUCCCCAGGAAUCUGAUUCAGAUGAGGAGGGCCAGGAGCAGACAGGCAUGGGCGAACAGGAAUCUAAAGUUGGAGGCGAGGCAGACAAGGCUGGUGGUCAGUUCCGACUGCAUCCUGAACAGCAACAGGAGGAGGUGGAAGAGGAAGAGGAAUAUCCUCCAGUGAUGAGUAAUGGGAAAACCAUGAAGUUUGUCCCACCUCAAGAUCCAGAGGUGGGCUCCACACAACCAGAUAGUAGUACACCUAAUGGUUCCUUAAAAGAGGACAAUGAUUCUAAGGCAUCAAUUGAAAGUGUGGAUUCUGAAGAGGACUCAAAGUCAUCCUUGAGUGAUCACUCUCAUUCUAGUGAUGGGAAAAGAAGGAAACGAAGGAAAAGUAAAAAGGAUAAAAAGAGACGAGAAGGGAGAAAAAGAAGUAGGAGUAGGUCAGGUAGUAGGGGAAGAGAAGAAAAGAGGGAACACAAAAAGAAGAAGAAAAGGAAAGAGAUCAGUCGCAGUAGAAGUAGAAGUUCGGGGGAAUACAGCAGGUACAAGAGUAGAAGUAGGAGCAGAGAUAGCUACAGGAGGAAGAGAGACAUUAGCAGGACACCAAGCAUGGAGAGAUCUUCACGCAGACACUACAGCAGAGACCACUCCAGGUCCCGUUCGAGAGGCAGAGACAGGUCAAGGGGGAGAAACAACGCACGAGGCUGGUCCAGAGAAAGGUCAAGAGGCAAACACAGGAGCAGGUCUCGGGGUAGGAAGAGCAACAAGAAGCGGCACAGGGGGAGUAGUAGGAGUAGGGCCAGAGAACGGCACCGCAGCUAUAGAGAUGGAAGUGAGGAUAGUGCCAGCAGGAGCAGAAGCAGAAGCAGAAGCAGGGACUACAGUUGGAAGAGAGACAGAUACCGUUCAAGGUCACAUAGUAGAUCAAGAACCCCCAAAAGGUCCAAGAAACGUCACAGGUCUCGGUCCCUAAGCUCAACCGUGUCUCUUGCUAAGAAGUCAAGGAGAUCUCGGUCAUCUUCGUAGGCAAGUGAAGCUCCUCUCGUGAGUGCUGUGGUAAGACAACCCUCAGCGGAAUCUUGGUCACUUGGCCACCUUGGAAGUCAACCUUUCCACCCUCACUCUGUAUCCCAAAACUGGUCUGAUGUGUAUAGUUCUCUUAAGAGGAAGUUAUGUAAUUUAUUUAAAUUACAAUUAAGUCUCAUUACUGGAAUAAUUAGUAUCUUGAAUGUGAAUUCAUGAAUUUGAGUGAAAUUUCUGUAAUUACAGUUAACAUCCUUAACAUCCUUCUCAAAUAACAAACUUCAUAUUCAAGAGAUUGGCCUUUUUUUCAGGUUCUUUGAUUAUAAAUAUUGCUCAUGUAGUUGACAUGAAAGACUAGAAGAUUUACA